This is a messenger RNA of Ornithorhynchus anatinus (platypus), 984 nucleotides long. It is a transcript of the gene GTF2F2, whose product is annotated as general transcription factor IIF subunit 2. Gene Ontology annotation, cellular component: transcription factor TFIIF complex. The record is from RefSeq and is a predicted model, not a curated record. The coding region runs from base 42 to 776 and encodes 244 amino acids. Gene Ontology annotation, biological process: transcription initiation at RNA polymerase II promoter; transcription by RNA polymerase II. The transcript is spliced from 8 exons. Lineage: Eukaryota; Metazoa; Chordata; Mammalia; Monotremata; Ornithorhynchidae.
CAGCAGCCGCAGCAGCCGCCGCCGCCGCCGCCGCCGCCGCCAUGGCCGACCUGGACCUGACCGGAGCCAAGCAGAACACGGGAGUGUGGCUGGUGAAGGUUCCAAAAUACUUAUCCCAGCAAUGGGCUAAAGCCUCAGGAAAGGGGGAAGUGGGAAAACUGCGAAUUGCCAAGAGUCAAGGAAAGACUGAGGUAUCAUUUACCUUGAAUGAAGAACUUGCAAGCAUUCAUGAUAUCGGAGGGAAGCCUGCUUCAGUCAGAGCCCCGAGAGAACACCCAUUUCUCUUGCAGAGCGUGGGAGGACAGACGUUAACCGUAUUUACGGAGACCCCGGCAGAUAAGCUUGCUUUGGAAGGAAUAGUGGUGCAGCGAGCUGAAUGUAGACCUGCUGCCAGCGAAAACUAUAUGAAACUGAAGAGAUUACAAAUAGAAGAAUCUUCCAAACCAGUGAGACUCUCCCAGCAACUGGAUAAAGCAGUGACGACCAAUUAUAAACCUGUGGCUAACCAUCAGUAUAAUAUAGAGUAUGAGAAGAAAAAGAAAGAAGACGGCAAGAGAGCCCGGGCAGAUAAACAGCAAGUUUUGGACAUGCUUUUCUCAGCUUUUGAGAAACAUCAGUAUUACAACAUCAAGGAUUUGGUGGACAUUACCAAACAACCGGUGGUGUACCUCAAGGAGAUCUUACGAGAGAUCGGCAUUCACAACGUCAAAGGGACCCACAAAAACACGUGGGAGCUGAAGCCAGAGUACCGGCACUAUCAAGGAGAGGACGAGUGAGCGAGCAAGCAGCCCCACGAUCUCCUUCCGAGAAGCGCCUCUCGGCCGUGCCCACAGCCAAGGCACGGCACAGUAAGAGAAAAGGAGGCAGAUGACUGAUACUUUGUCAUUUCUCCUGUGUUAUUGGGGUUCUUUGUCAUGGCUAUUAAGAAUUUCUUGGAAAUUUUAAAGGUUUUUGUGAGGGUAGAAUAAAUAUUCGUAGACUGAA